Messenger RNA from Morus notabilis, 1290 nucleotides. RefSeq names its product coumaroyl-CoA:anthocyanidin 3-O-glucoside-6''-O-coumaroyltransferase 1. NCBI's taxonomy places the organism in Eukaryota, Viridiplantae, Streptophyta, Magnoliopsida, Rosales, Moraceae. The transcript has a single exon. Bases 1 to 1290 code for a protein of 429 amino acids. The record is from RefSeq and is a predicted model, not a curated record.
AUGCAAAGCGUCUACGUCUACGAAUUUCCUCACUCGACCCACCACUUCUUAAAAACCGUACUUCUCACUCUCAAGCACUCUCUCUCCCUAACUCUCCAACACUUCUUCCCCUUCGCCGCCAACCUCGUAUGCCCUCCGCCGCCGGCAAAGCCCCACAUUCUCUUCACCGACGGCGAGUCCUCUGUCUCUUUCACUGUCGUCGAGUCCGCUGCCUACUUCGACUUUUUCUUGGGGAACCAUCCGCGACCCGUUGGAGAGCUACACCCGUUCAUCCCCAAGCUGCAGGCACCAACACGGGCGGAGGGCGGCUCACGUGUGGGCCCUCUCAUGGCUUUGCAAGUCACCGUUUUUCCAAACUCCGGGAUCUGCAUUGGCUUUCGGUUCUGCCAUGUGGCAGCCGACGGGAGGUCGUUUGACAACUUCAUGAAAUCCUGGGCGCUGGUUUGUAAGAGCGGAGGAGAUUUUGGUCCCGGUUUACAGCUGCCGUCUCACGACAGGGCGGCGAUCAAGGACCCAGAUGCCGUUGAGCUCAAGUUCUUGGAAAGAUGGUGGAGUUGGGCAUCGACGCUGGAGGAUCGUGAGGACGCACGACCAGUCGUUGAUUGUCGUGCUGAUUACGUUCGUGCCACGUUUGUUCUGAGCCAAGCACAAAUUGAGAGACUAAAACGUUUGGUCAGAAAUCAAUUAGCCAAGGAUGAAAACUCCACGCCGUUUAAUGUAUCGUCCUUUGUCGUUUCUUCUGCGUUAAUAUGGUUUUGCUUAGCCAAAUCAGAAGAAAUCACAGAGAGAAACAAUUCCAGUGUCAAUGAAGAUGAUGAGCCUUACUAUAUUAUCUUUGGAGCGGAUUGUCGAAGCCGACUCGAGUUUCCAUUACCAACGACCUACUUUGGAAAUUGCUUGAGGAUGUGUUUCGUACCGGUGACGAAGAAGGAGCUGUCAGGGGAAAAAGGCGUCGUCGCCGCUGCGAAGGCCAUAGGGAAGGAAGUUGGGAGAUUGAAGAGCGAAGCUCUGAAAGAGUUUGACGAGUGGUUUGUGAAGCACGGAGAAGCAACGAAACGGGGGAAACAUUUCGCCGUUGAGGGCUCAACAAAUUUAAGUGUUUAUGAGGCGGAUUUUGGAUGGGGGAAGCCUAAAAAGUGCAAUUUGGUCCAUAUUGAGGAAUCAAAUGCCAUCUCUCUUGUUGAGAGCAGGGACGAGAAAGGUGGGGUCGAAUUUAGUUUUGCACUAAGUAGAAAUCGAAUGACUCGUUUCAGUGCUAUCUUUGAAGAAAUGCUUUCUCAAUUUAUUUAG